GUCAUUCGGCCACAUCAAUUUUUCAUCUUUAUAAGGUGUUUUUUGGGAAAAUCCAAUUUCCCUUCCGUAUUUUCCAUCCGUUCACACAGUUUGUUUGUUUAACAGUUUGUUCCGUGACUCAUUAUCCACGGGAAAGCAUCAAAACGUUUUGAUAAAGUAAAUAUUUUAUGUUGUGUGCUAAGCAAAAUUGAUUUUAUUUCAUUUUAAAUCAGUGGCUUUUUGAUAACAAUAGCUUAUAAUCACUUUGAGUGUGACGCAGUUCCACAAAAUCUACAAAUUGGAUAUGCCAUAAUGUGAAAGUGAAUUAGAAAAGUUUUUGAGCAAUGGAUGAGAGUAUUAAGAACUCCCCUUGUAAGGAGUGCAAUGAUGGAGAGGGCCUGCAGCUUCAUGCAGAAGUGGAGCAUCUGCGGCAACACCUUUCUGAACGAGAUGCACACAUUGUAGCACUCGAGGGAGAAUUCAUCAAGUGCACAGCAAGAGCUAAUAAUUUUGAAGAACAACUCAAUACUUGGAGGGAAAAAUAUGAAAGAUUGUAUGAUUCGCACAAAAGGGUACAAAAAUUGAAUCAAGUCUUAGAGGAUAAACUUCUGCAGAUGGUAGACAAAAUGAAAAGUGAAAAGAGUCAGCUGACAAAAGAUAUUGCUACUUUAUCUGUGAGAUUAGCUGAAUCCAAGCAUAAUUACAGUAUGCUUCACAAGGAGAAUGAAAGGUAUAAAAAUGAUAUGAAUCUAGCCAUCCAGCUGUUGCAGUGUAAACCUGAUAAUUUUGUUUCACAUAAAUUGGAUAAUUUACCCGUUGACACUCAAGCCCGAGUCUCACAAUAUGUAAUGUCCAAAACAUCAAAGCCUUCAAGCUCAACGCAGUCAAGAACUGGUAAUGAAGUCGAAACGUUUGACGCUAGUGAGUAUGAAUUCAAUAUAUCGGCAUCAUUGAUGACUAAAAUUUUGGAAGACAGCAUUCAAGAUACUGUCACCAAACAUUGUGACACCUGCACUUGUAACAAAACUAAGAAUAAACCAUUUUGUUACAAUGAUAGUCAUUACACUGUUUCCACUCAGACUGUAUUGAGCGGUGAAAUGACUAAAUCCUGUUUGAAUUGCAAUGGAGAUGUGAAAUCUUUACAUUCGAACUUGAGUAUUAAAAGUACUUCGUCUAUUCCAUACAAAGUUGUUACUGAAGAAUCGACAAAACAUAACUUAAAUGUUCCUUUAUAUGUACUACCUCAGAAUCCAGACUUGUAUACACAUAAUGAUGCAGUCAUUAUUGAAGAAACCAGAGGUAACAGUGUUGAUAGUGACAAAUUUAAAAUAGAUGGUAAAAGUGUGACUAGUAUGACUGAAGUAAUUGCUCAAAAAGAAGUGUCAAUCUGUGUUGAUGAUGUGAAAGUUAUAAAAAAUAACAACGAAAUGCACAUAGAGCCUGCAGUGCACCACAAACUUUGUGAUCGCACAAAAUCGAUAUCCAGUAAGAAAAGCAGCAUUCAUAGCGCAGGUCAUGAAGAUUUGCUUGUUAUCAAAGAUAACAUUCCACUUAAUAUAGAGAUCCCUUCGAAAACUGAGAAUAAAUCCUUAGAUAAUGCCAAUAUCCGAAAGAACUCGCACAGUUCAAUGGGUGCUAUCAGUAGAACUUCUUCGAUUGCUAAAUCCACAGUGAGUGCGCAAAAAUUGAACACUCAAGUAGGACCAGGUCCCAGGUUCUGCCAUUUGCGGAUGCAGGCAGGAUCGAAAAAUAUUCUUCUGGAUAAUGUAGAACCGGAUGUUCCCCCCAUACUUUACACGCGUCAAAGCAAAUGCAAUGAAAACUCUUUGUUUAAAGACCUUCAUGAUGAUGCAGAUAACUUUAUAGAUUUAAACAAAAACAAUGGCAAGGAAAAUCAAAAAAUCGACAACCUAGUUGUGGAGAGCACACUCAUUGAUGUUCAUGUUGAUAACAAUAACAAAGAAAAUAUUAUCACGAAAAAUACAACAAUUAAUCCUAUUUUAUUAAACGUAUCAUCUUCGCCACUACAGCCAAUGAAAACUCAUAAUUUUUCGAGCACCUCGGAAAACAAUAACAAUCAAUCCCAAAGUAGUCAGCAAAAUAUUGCGGAAAUAAAUAACUUGCUCAAUGACUUCAAUGUUGAUGUGAACAAUACGCAAAACGAUAUUCAUGAAACUGACGAUAAAGACAAAAAUUCAGACGAAAUUACUCCGAGUGACACUCAUGAUGUGAAAAUAUUCAAUUUUGAUCGAUACGAACAGAAAAAGUUAUCGAAUCAGUUCAAUAAAUCGCUUCGAAAAAUCGACAUGUCUCAGCUUCAUUCACUAGAGAAUACGAAGAUAUCUAAAGAUUUGCCACCUCAAGGUGAUGCUUCUGAGGUGGAAAAGAAACCAGAAACCAAGAAGGCAGCCCUUCCACCGAUAGUCAAUGUGUAUCCGAACUUAACACAAACACAUUUGAAAGCGAAUGAAACAAGAAAGGCUUUUACAAACGAACACAGUACAAGUUCGCUGUCCAGUGACGACAGCGCGGCCCUGCUUCAGAAGCAGCAGUUAUUGAGAGUGGCGGAAUGGGUGGAGAAAAAUCUAGAACAACAUAACAAUUUCAAUGAUCCCUUGGAAGAGGACGGUGCUACUAGCAACCGCGCAGGAAAGCGGGAAACCAAUCUGAGUAGACUGACGGAAACUCUUAAUGAACUUGCGUUGAACAUGCCACAUCCAGUCAGCAAAUAUUCCAAAGCAUUCCUCAAAGAAUCUCAAAAAGCAAUGGUACAUAACAAAUUAUCGACCAAUGAGAAAAUAAAAAAGACGGCAUCGCCAAACACUGUCAUCGUAAGCAACAUCGUUAAAGAGACAAUCUUCCCAGUUGAGAUUGGGGGUCCCACCACCGAAAUUUGUAAAGACAAUUCGAAAAACAAAACCAACGUUGACGAAUACGCCAAAGAACUUAAACGCAGUUUCAAAAAGGAAGUCAAUAAAGAUAUUUCACCCGAAGAUUUGGCGAGGAUGGAGUAUAACGUGAAGAAAUUUUUAUUGAGCGGCCCUCACUGGGUGAAUCCGGCUUCAGACGCUAGGAGCCGGCGCACAAGUAGCAAAACUGAGACUGAUGUAUAAUUCUGCUGUAGUUAGAUGCGAUAAUAUGGCGGCUCCACGCUUAUCUGAUUAGAAGGGCAACUGGUAGUAUGAUUCUCAGGCGGAGGGGAUCUUUGAGACAUCAUUACUUUUAAUUGGGAUUCCCCUUAUUGUCUUGUAUGUUGUAUUUCGGUAUGUUUAACAGGAAAUACAAUAGCUUGGGGCAGUUUUGAUACAUUUAGGCUACUUUUAAUUGGCUUCUCCAUCGCGAAAGUGGGAGUGGCCAUUACAACGCAUUCCAUUUAUCAGUUGCUGUGACACACACGUGCCCCACGAUCGACCACCUCGGAUCCCGAUUUCAUAAUAAAAUCGAGAGCAAAUUAUUUCCGAUACUAGUUCCUAAACGUGAAUGUUUGCAAAUGAUAUUUUAAAAUGGAUUUAUUGAUACUAGUCUUUGCUGUGGUUUAAUUUAUAAGUAUUUAUCCAACCGUGUGUGCUAUUGUUAGAUUUAAGUACGAUUUCAGUUCAGGUUUAGAUUGAUAGAUAUAUAAUAUGUAUUUGACGUAUAGUAAAUAUUGUAACGCAGAAAUUGUAAAGCACAAAAUUUUGUAGCUUACUAAUUUUAAUGUACUAUUGAUUAAUUAGAAUUGUUUGCGUAUUUAAUUGGUGUUUAAAAGCUCGUUUAGAGUAGUCAGUAUUCUAGGAUCGAUGCUUUAUGAGACGGUUACGGUAAUCUUGGAUUUGUUCAGAUCUGAAUUUUGAAAUUUAGAUAAACACUGCUGGGAUUGAUAUAAUGGAAUAUUUUUGAUGUAUUUGUAGCGUUUAUAGCUAGCUGAAUAAGAUAUUAUUCCAAUUUGUUUAUUAAGAGCCUGUUUUACAAUUACGAUGUUGUUUUAAGUGCUCAAAAACGGGCUCACCUGGUUUUAAGUAAUCACUAGUUUUUAUAUUAGACAUCAAUCAAAUCGUGUGCGCCCAUUUUCAGAUAUGAAAUCGAAGUUUCAAUUUUAGUGUAUAACCGCUGGAUCCUUUAAAAACGCAUUACUGCUUAGCGUCUUAAAUGAUGAGAAUUGUGUUUCGGACUCUAUACGUCGCAGAAUAAAAGUCUGACUUUAAAACAGUUUUUUUAUUAUAAAACUUUUUUAUGUAUAAAGAUACAAGUUAUAUCAAUCAUAAAACUUUCAUUAUUUUACUUUCAUUACAAAAUAUAAUUUUCUUAAUUUAACCACAUUAACAAUUGAUGGCAUUAUCUUCGAUUGUUUAAAACAUAGACGCAUUUAUUUUAUGGCAACAUUUUUAUACUCUGUAAUUUUAGAAUAAGUCUUUUAUGAUUUUGUAGUUGUGUUGUGAUUAUUGUGAAUAUAUUAACUAAGCUUCACUGUGUAUAAGUGGAGUUUUGUUUUGAUGAAAUUAUACUCAAAAAACGAUAUAUGAGUCGUCUAUUAUCAAAGGUGGCAAUCUGUGCAUUUGGACAAAAAAAUGUUAUUGAUAUUAUUAUGUCAAUACAGAUUGA
Molecule: messenger RNA, 4560 nt
Organism: Bombyx mandarina (wild silkworm)
Lineage: Eukaryota; Metazoa; Arthropoda; Insecta; Lepidoptera; Bombycidae
Source: RefSeq, a predicted model, not a curated record